AUUUUCUUCUUCCCUAUGCACGAGAUCACAUAAUUUUCCAGAUCUAAAUCUCUCAUAACCCCCAUUUUUUAAACUUUAAUUUAAACCCCCCCAACCUCUGACGCUACCCAACUACAAAACCAUGAGCCACCACCACCACCGUCAGCCACCGCCACGCCACCCUCCACCACUACAAUCCCAACCCUACAACAUCAUCCCAAUCCACAACCUCUUAACAGACCACCCAUCUCUCCGUUUCCCCGAAGUCCGCGCCGCCACCGCCGCCCUCAAAUCCAUCGGCAACCUCCGCCGUCCCCCGUUCAUCCCAUGGCAACCCCACUACGACCUCCUCGACUGGCUGGGCUUCUUCUUCGGUUUCCAAAGCGACAACGUUUCAAACCAGCGUGAACACAUCGUCCUUCACUUGUCCAACUCCCAGAUGCGUCUCCAACCACCCCCCGACAACAUCGACACCCUGGACCCCACCGUCUUACGUAAGUUCCGUCGAAAACUCUUGUCUAAUUACACACAUUGGUGUUCUUUCCUUGGCCGGAAAUCCAAUAUCUGGAUUUCCGAUUCUCGCCGGAAUUUGACACCUGCAGAUCAUCAGCGUGAGCUUUUGUAUGUGUCUUUGUAUCUGCUAAUAUGGGGUGAGUCUGCUAAUUUAAGAUUUGUGCCUGAAUGUAUUUGUUAUAUUUUCCAUCACAUGGCUAUGGAGUUAAAUAGGAUUUUAGAGGAUUUUAUUGAUGAGAACACCGGUAGGCCAGUUUUACCCUCUGUUAACGGCGAUAACGCCUUUUUGAACCUUGUCGUGAAGCCUAUUUACAACACGCUAAAGACCGAGGUUGAGAUGAGUAGAAACGGGACUGCCCCGCAUUCUAGUUGGAGGAAUUAUGAUGAUAUAAACGAGUAUUUUUGGAGUAGGAGGUGCUUUGACAAGUUAAAGUGGCCGAUUGAUGUUGGGAGUAACUUUUUCGCCACCACCAGUAGAGGGAAACGGGUGGGGAAAACGGGGUUUGUUGAGCAACGGUCGUUUUUAAACUUGUUUAGGAGUUUCGAUAAGUUGUGGAUUAUGUUAUUUUUGUUACUACAAGCGGGUAUCAUCGUUGCUUGGAAAGACGGGAAGACAUAUCCUUGGCAGGCUUUGGCAGAUAAAGAUGUGCAAGCUAGGGUCCUGAGCAUUUUCAUUACUUGGAGCGCGUUGAGGUUUUUGCAAGCUCUUCUGGAUGUGCUUAUGCAGUAUAAGUUGGUUUCCAGAGAGACUUUAUGGCUUGGGGUCAGAAUGGUGUUGAAGAUUGUUACUUCUGUUAUAUGGAUUAUUCUUUUUGUGGUGUUUUACUCGAGAAUUUGGAAACAGAAAAAGGAUGAUGGGCGUUGGUCGGGUGCUGCUAAUAAACGUGUGGUGACUUUCCUUGAGGUUGCUUUGGUUUUUAUCCUUCCUGAAAUUUUAGCACUUGUUCUGUUUAUUAUUCCAUGGGUUCGUAACUUUCUUGAGAACACAAAUUGGCGGGUCUUUUAUCUUGUAACUUGGUGGUUUCAGAGUAGAAGUUUUGUGGGUCGUGGGCUCAGGGAGGGUUUAGUGGAUAACAUAAAGUAUUCAUUGUUUUGGAUCGUGGUUCUUGCCACAAAGUUCUGUUUUAGUUACUUCUUGCAGAUAAAACCGAUGAUUCAGCCCACAAAAGACAUCUUAGACCUUAGAGACGUGAGAUACGAAUGGCAUGAGUUCUUCGGUAACAGCAACAGGUUUGUUGUAGGGAUUUUAUGGUUGCCCGUUGUACUGAUUUACUUAAUGGAUUUGCAAAUUUGGUACUCGAUUUACUCUUCGUUUGUUGGUAUGGGAGUCGGGUUGUUCAGCCAUUUGGGUGAAAUAAGAAACGUGCAACAGUUGAAGCUGCGGUUUCAGUUUUUUGCUAGUGCAAUGCAGUUUAAUCUAAUGCCCGAAGAACAGUUAUUGAAUACAAGAGGGACUUUAAAAAGCAAGUUCAAAGACACCAUUAAUAGACUUAAGUUGAGGUAUGGUUUUGGAAGACCAUUUAAGAAACUCGAAUCGAAUCAAGUGGAAGCGCAUAAAUUUGCUUUGAUAUGGAAUGAGAUCAUUUUGACUUUCAGAGAAGAAGACAUUGUCAGUGAUCAUGAAGUAGAGCUUCUUGAAUUGCCUCAAAAUACAUGGAACGUCAGAGUUGUCAGAUGGCCGUGUUUUUUAUUAUCUAACGAGUUACUUCUUGCUCUUAGUCAAGCUAAGGAGUUGGUUGAUGCACCUGACAGGUGGCUGUGGUACAAGAUUGGGAAGAACGAGUACAGGCGUUGUUCUGUUAUUGAAACUUACGACAGUGUACGCCACAUGCUGCUUGCAAUUGUACGGUACAACACACAGGAGCACUCGAUCUUAACAACCCUUUUUCAAGAAGUUGAUAACUCGAUCACUAUCGAGAAGUUCACCAAAACUUUCGACAUGAACGCCCUUCCAAAGAUUCAUGCCAAACUGAUCACUCUUGUUGGUCUGUUGAUAAAGCCCAAGAAAGACGUUAACCACGUGGUUAACACACUACAAGCACUCUAUGAAGUUGUUAUUCGUGAUUUCUUUAAAGAAAAAAGAACCAUGGAUGAGCUGAAAGAGGAUGGAUUGGCUCCUCACGGGCCACUCACCGGUGCGGGCUUGCUUUUUGAGAAUGCCGUUGAGUUGCCUGAUUCAGACAACGAGAAUUUCUAUAGACAGGCCCGGAGAUUGCAUACUAUCCUCACAUCACGUGACUCGAUGAACAAUAUCCCUGUGAAUUUAGAGGCUAGAAGACGGAUUGCUUUCUUUAGCAACUCACUGUUUAUGAAUAUGCCUCAUGCUCCUCAAGUGGAGAAGAUGAUGGCUUUCAGUGUCUUGACACCUUACUACAAUGAAGAAGUGGUCUACCACAAGGAGCAACUUAAAACUGAGAAUGAGGACGGAGUUUCCACGCUUUAUUAUUUGCAAACUAUCUAUGCUGAUGAAUGGGUAAACUUUUUGCAACGGAUGAAGCGUGAAGGUAUGGUGUCAGAGGAUGAAUUGUGGACAGUUAAACUCAGAGAUCUUCGUCUUUGGGCUUCAUAUAGAGGCCAGACACUUGCUCGUACGGUGAGGGGCAUGAUGUAUUAUUACCGAGCUUUAAAGAUGCUGGCUUUUCUUGAUUCGGCUUCUGAAAUGGACAUUCGUGAAGGGGCACGGGAACUCGUUUCUAUGGGGCAUGGUAGCGGUGUAGAUGAUUCAAGCCGUACGGGUAGGAGUGUAAGUAGAACAGAUAGUACAGUGAGUAAUAUGUUUAAAGGCCAUGAAUAUGGGUCCGUCUUGAUGAAGUACACUUAUGUUAUUGCAUGUCAGAUAUAUGGGACUCAAAAGGCCAAAAAGGAUCCUCAUGCUGACGAGAUUUUGUAUUUGAUGAAAAACAAUGAAGCUCUCCGUGUUGCAUAUGUUGAUGAGGUGGUGGUGCAAGACAGAACUGAGUAUUAUUCUGUUCUGGUGAAGUAUGAUCGGGAUAUUGAAAAAGAAGUUGAAAUUUAUCGUGUCAAGUUGCCAGGUCCUUUGAAGCUUGGGGAGGGAAAACCUGAGAAUCAAAACCAUGCUCUUAUUUUCACUCGGGGAGAUGCAGUUCAAACUAUAGAUAUGAAUCAAGAUAAUUAUUUUGAAGAGGCUCUUAAAAUAAGGAAUUUACUUGAGGAAUACAAGCAGAAAUAUGGUCUUCGUAAGCCAAAUAUAUUGGGAGUCAGAGAAAAUAUCUUCACAGGUUCGGUCUCUUCACUUGCUUGGUUCAUGUCAGCUCAAGAAACAAGUUUUGUAACAUUGGGUCAACGGGUUUUGGCAAACCCAUUGAAAAUCCGGUUGCAUUAUGGUCAUCCUGAUGUCUUUGAUCGGUUUUGGUUCUUAACUCGUGGUGGAAUCAGUAAAGCUUCAAGAUUGAUUAACUUAAGUGAAGAUAUCUUUGCUGGGUUUAAUUGCACAUUAAGGGGUGGUAAUGUGACUCACCAUGAGUACAUUCAAGUUGGAAAAGGAAGAGACGUUGGAUUAAACCAAGUAUCUAUGUUUGAAGCUAAAGUUGCAAGUGGGAACGGUGAGCAAGUACUUAGUAGAGAUGUCUACAGAUUGGGUCAUAGACUUGAUUUCUUUAGAAUGCUUUCAUUUUUCUACACUACCGUUGGGUUCUUUUUCAACACGAUGAUGAUUUCAUUAACCGUGUACGCUUUUUUGUGGGGACGGUUAUACCUUGCACUAAGUGGAGUGGAGAAUUCAGCUGCAGGCAAUGCUGACACGAAUAAAGCGUUGGGGACGAUUUUAAACCAGCAGUUUAUAGUUCAACUUGGACUUUUUACUGCUUUACCCAUGAUUGUUGAAAACACUCUCGAGCUCGGGUUUCUUGCAGCCAUUUGGGAUUUCAUAACAAUGCAGCUUCAACUUUCUUCUGUGUUUUAUACAUUCUCCUUAGGAACCCGUUCUCAUUACUUUGGGCGAACUAUUCUUCAUGGGGGUGCCAAAUACCGGGCCACUGGUCGUGGUUUUGUGGUGCAACACAAGAAGUUUGCUGAGAAUUAUCGACUCUAUGCUCGUAGCCAUUUUAUAAAAGCAAUUGAGCUUGGUCUAAUUUUGAUUGUUUAUGCUUCACAUAGCCCUGUUGCUAAAGGAACAUUCACUUAUAUUGCAUUGACCAUCUCGAGUUGGUUCCUUGUGGUUUCAUGGAUUAUGGCACCGUUUGUGUUCAAUCCCUCCGGGUUUGAUUGGUUAAAAACAGUUUAUGAUUAUGAUGAUUUUAUGAGCUGGAUAUGGUUUCGAGGGGGUGUGUUUGCAAAGUCUGAAGAGAGUUGGGAACAAUGGUGGUAUGAAGAACAGGACCAUUUGAGGACUACUGGUUUAUUUGGAAAGCUGUUUGAAAUCAUUUUGGAUUUAAGGUUUUUCUUUUUUCAAUACGGGAUUGUUUACCAAUUGGGAAUUGCUGCAGGUAGCAGAAGCGUUGCUGUUUACAUACUUUCUUGGAUUUAUGUGGUUGUGGUUCUUGGAAUCUAUUUGAUUAUAAUAUACGCCCGUGAUAAGUAUUCUGCAAGAGAACACGUCUAUUAUCGGUUGGUUCAGUUUCUCGUGAUUGUUCUUGGUAUACUUAUAAUAAUCGCUUUGAAGGAGUUUACACAGUUCAAGUUUAUUGAUAUUCUCACGAGUCUGUUGGCAUUUCUUCCCACUGGGUGGGGUUGUCUUUUGAUUGCUCAAGUAUUCCGACCCAUUUUGGAAAAAACUAUGAUCUGGGGGACUGUUGUUUCUGUGGCCCGCACUUAUGAUACUAUAUUUGGCGUUAUUGUCUUGACCCCAGUGGCGGUCUUAUCAUGGAUGCCCGGUUUCCAGUCUAUGCAAACCAGAAUUCUGUUCAACGAAGCGUUUAGUAGAGGUUUGCGGAUUUUCCAGAUUGUUGUUGGAAAGAAAUCCAAAAGCUGAUUAUUAUCAAGGCGUUGGCUCAGACGAACACAUUUUUAUUUGUAGAGUUUGUAUAUCUUCUGCUUUCAGAUUCUUACAGAAGAAGCAGACUGCCCCUUUCAAUGUUUUAUACGUAGUCUUGAUGUUGGCAACGAUGGAAGUAUAUACCAUUAACUUGAGAUGCAGUACAGGUUCUUUUUUCUUAUUAAUAUGAAGGGUACUUUUAUAUUUGAAAUGAGCAAUUAAACAACAGUUGUAUUAGGUAUGAGCAAUUAAACAACAGUUGUAUUAGGUAUUUUCCUGUGAAGUGACAGCAUUCCUAGAUUAUUCUUGGUAGUAGAGGUAGAUGGGAGAAAACAAGUUGAAUCAUUCUGUAUUUUGGCUUUUUUUUGUUGUUGAAGUUUUAGCCAUGAAGCUUUACAUGAAGUAGAUUUGAGUUCAUUAUACUGCAUGUGUGAUAUGUUUAGCAAAAUUUGACAACUAUUAUUGUACUAUAGUUAUUGGUA
Molecule: messenger RNA, 5907 nt
Organism: Erigeron canadensis
Lineage: Eukaryota; Viridiplantae; Streptophyta; Magnoliopsida; Asterales; Asteraceae
Product: callose synthase 12
Exons: 3
Coding region: 122-5422 (1766 amino acids)
Biological process (GO): (1->3)-beta-D-glucan biosynthetic process
Cellular component (GO): 1,3-beta-D-glucan synthase complex; plasma membrane
Molecular function (GO): 1,3-beta-D-glucan synthase activity
Source: RefSeq, a predicted model, not a curated record